Messenger RNA from Seminavis robusta, 669 nucleotides. NCBI's taxonomy places the organism in Eukaryota, Bacillariophyta, Bacillariophyceae, Naviculales, Naviculaceae. The record is from the annotation of a GenBank genome assembly.
AUGACGAUAAAGACAUAUUUCGUACUCUUUGUGGUCAGUGUUGCUCACUGGCAAUGCACAGCAUUUUGUCUGCUUGGGACGCUUAGGACCAAGAAUGGAGCUUCCUCGUUACGUUUGUCACGAAGAAGCGACCACGAGAUUGAUCAAAGUGAUAAUGAUACUGGUAGUUCUGGUGACGGUGAGAAUAACGACCCGACAAUCAACAUAGUGAGUGGAGAGCUCGAAAAGGGGGUACCGGGAAAGGCUGUAGGAGGUGCGGCGUUGGCAGCGUCAACAUUAUCAGCCGUCAAAGGUGGCAGUUUGGCUCUGUCAGGUGCGGCUGGAGUUAGUGCUGCGUUGCUGGCUGUGUCGAAAGGAUUUGCUGGUGAGACAAUGCGACAGAGAGAAGUAAGGCGUGUCAAUUCGGCCGUCGCAAGAAAAGGUGCUGUUGUUAUGGACCCAAGAAGUGCAGGAGACUCUAGGGCUGAUGAUCUUCUCCGUGAACUGGAUGAAUUCAAAACAGAAGUGUUUGAGACGUAUGAUGAGCUAUACCAAGAUAUUGAAGCGUUAGAUUCGCUGGAAAUGGAUAUACGCCAAUCCAGUGGCCGCUACCAAAAAGAUUUGAGUUCUUUGAAGGGGCAAAUCAAACAGGAGCUGAGGGAGACCCAACUCGAGCAGGAUUCUAAUUGA